CCUUGAUGUCGGACGAACAGGACGCGAAUGGGUUAGAUGCGACGCUGAGCUUCGUGGAGGAAUUCGUUGCCGAGACCUUCUCGUCGAACGAGAUACCAGCUCUAUCCCCAAGUCCUUCGAUGUUCUCGUCGUCGACGUCGCGUUUUCCAGAUGCAACACGUUGCGAUUUCUACGAGCCAGUCACAGACCCAACUGUCAUGCUAGCUGAGACUUUGGCCAUGGCUCCUUUACCGAGAGUAGAUCAAUGCAACCAUGCAGCUCAUACUGGUCCAAAACAGUCUCAACCGACGAGUAAGAAGCGAAGCUCGACUAAGCCAAGGAAACCUCAAGCCAAUCCGAACCGUGUUCGGAACGAGCUCCGCUUUGAGCCUGCAUACCUUCGAGAGAAGGCUGCACAGCUGGAGCAGGAGUUGAGCUCACUGCAGAAAAAACAACAGGCGAAUUCAGACGCUCUAACUGUCCGAAGACAGACCCCAACGGUGAUCAUCGUCCCUCAUGGAGGCUUGACACAAGAACAUGAAGCGUGGAAAGGGAUAGCUGCACGUCAGCGAAUGCGUCGUGAGGGUGCAGAGCGCGAAAACUCACGACUGAGGAUUAUUGUGGAGAAGCAGAGAAAAAUCGCGGUUGAUUUGGCCAAAUUACUGCGGAAACGAGUUGCCGAGUCCUCACAAAUUAAGGACCCACACACAGAAGAGCGCCGCCUUAGUUGUGUACUUGACUUUCAUGGCGAUAUUGGCGAGUUUCGAGAGCUGUUUGGACACCUUGAGGCUGCAUAUAGUGAGGUGGACACUGUGCUGGCAGCCAACGGUCUAGCAACGAUGGAGCUACCGACCAAUGAUGUUCAUAUCCGUGAAGGCGUUGAUGGCAAAUAUCUCGAGUUCUUUGCCAACAAAGUAGUACCGUUUGGCCUUCACGAAACAGCAGAGGCUGCAUGGGACCAUUUUAAAGGUGCAGAUAAACACUGCGGGAAUGGCGGCAUUUAUGAGAAGGCAGCAAAGAACCUUGACCAGCCUUAUACAGUCCUCGAAGACUUCACAAAAGAACUAUACUCCAAUAGUUCUCGAGCUGAUAUGAAGGCCAAGCAGAUUGUGCGCCGCUACAUUGAGGCAGAGCGCGAGAUAGUAGUGUUCGUGUCAAGAGUAUCUCCCACUGAGAUCCGACACAAGGCGAUCGAGGGUAUGACGUACCAUCUACGAGGUUACGUCGUUACGAAGCCGUCUCCUGCUUCCUCGCCUGGACAUGAAUUGACGAUGUUGCAGUUCUGCUCUCGCAUCUCCAUCGACAAACAGCCCGGAAUAAUAUACGAUCGCGAGCAUAUCCGAACAGUUAUCCGAUUUCUCAUCGGCAAUACUGUGGGCAACAUCCGCUGCUACCAAGAGCGAAUUGAGAACUCACUAAUUGAUAAAGCCUUGCAACAAUGACUCAUUAUAACCCAAUAACAUUCAUGACGUAACCUUGACGGAACAUACUCAAAUCAAGUCUUUUGCGUAAACCA
This is a messenger RNA of Phytophthora nicotianae INRA-310, 1495 nucleotides long. RefSeq lists its product as hypothetical. The coding region runs from base 6 to 1421 and encodes 471 amino acids. The record is from RefSeq and is a predicted model, not a curated record. The transcript is spliced from 3 exons. NCBI's taxonomy places the organism in Eukaryota, Oomycota, Peronosporomycetes, Peronosporales, Peronosporaceae.